AUGCAUCCCCAUCUGCACACGGAGGAAGUCCAGAAGAGCUGCGCCGACGUCGUCGCCGCGCUCGACGAGUGCCACGCCCGCGGCUUCCUCUGGAAAGUCACCGGGAACUGCACAGACGCAAAGUACAGAGUCAACAUGUGCCUGCGCGGGCUGCGGCUCGAGAAGACUCGGCAGAACCGCGAGGCGGCCAAGGAGAAGCGCGAGCACAUCAAGAAGGUGUGGGCGGACCUGGACGCGGACAAGUACACCGAGGCGGAGCGGCUGGAGCGGCUGGGGGCGAGGGAGGAGAGGAGAGAGGGCAUGCAGGGUAUGCAGGGUACGCAGGUGUAG
Messenger RNA from Ascochyta rabiei, 330 nucleotides. RefSeq lists its product as uncharacterized. Lineage: Eukaryota; Fungi; Ascomycota; Dothideomycetes; Pleosporales; Didymellaceae. Bases 1 to 330 code for a protein of 109 amino acids. The record is from RefSeq and is a predicted model, not a curated record. The transcript has 2 exons.